Messenger RNA from Spinacia oleracea (spinach), 2100 nucleotides. RefSeq names its product protein TRIGALACTOSYLDIACYLGLYCEROL 3, chloroplastic. The coding region runs from base 459 to 1496 and encodes 345 amino acids. Gene Ontology annotation, molecular function: ATP hydrolysis activity; ATP binding. The transcript is spliced from 10 exons. The record is from RefSeq and is a predicted model, not a curated record. Lineage: Eukaryota; Viridiplantae; Streptophyta; Magnoliopsida; Caryophyllales; Amaranthaceae.
GACUAGUGAUUGACUGAUAGUAGUGUUUCUCAAAUCUCAUACACCGUACUUCGUAUCUUUCCGUUUUCUAUCACUCGCAUUUUUCUCUCCAAAUCAAUGUACAAUCUAUACCUUGAUUGCUAAUUUGACCCCUUUUCAAUUCCAAUUUCAAUCAUCAAUUUAAUCCCCCAAUUAUCAUCACCAAAUUCACAAUUUGACAAUUUCGCCCCCAAUUUUCUGGGUUUUCAUCAAAAGCCUGAAUCCUCUCUCCUCUAAUUAGGGUUCAUUUGAUUUUCUAAUUUAAUCUGUAUUUUACCGUAUUAUCACUCUACCAUUCCCAAAUUUUAGCUCCCCGAAUCCUAAAAUUUACCCCCUUUCAAUUGCAAUCUAUUCCAAAUGGAUUGUUGAAAUUUCCCUAAAAUUGCUCAGAAAACCCUUUAUUUUUUAAUUGCACCCAAGUAUAUUUGAUUUGAUCAGAAAUGCUCUCUACAUCGAGCUCUUCUUUGUUUCCUUUACCUUCGUAUAAUGUAUAUUCUCGUUCUUCCAUAUUUUCUGGUACUAUUACGUCGAAUUCUUGGAUUUUUAGGCAGAGGAAAAUUCUUUGUUCCUGUAUGACAUCUUCAAGAAAUGUGAACGAGGGCAUUUCCCCUUUCAAAUUGAGUGAUUCUUCUGAUAUGAAGAUUAUAAACUCAAUUGAUGAACCUGAGGAUGAUUCGGAUGUGCUUAUCGAGUGUAGAGAUGUGUACAAGUCAUUUGGGGAUAAACACAUACUAAGAGGUGUAAGCUUCAAGAUCAGACAUGGAGAAGCAGUUGGAAUAAUUGGACCUUCUGGUACAGGAAAAUCCACCAUUUUAAAAAUUAUUGCUGGACUUCUUGCUCCAGACAAGGGCGAGGUCUACAUUCGAGGGAAAAAGAGAGAAGGAUUGAUCAGUGAUGAGGAAGUCUCAAUAUCUGGUCUUCGUAUUGGCUUGGUCUUUCAGAGUGCUGCAUUAUUUGACUCUUUAACUGUGCGUGAAAAUGUUGGUUUCCUUCUGUAUGAAAAUUCUAGAAUGCCGGAUGAUCAAAUUUCUGAGCUUGUAACUGAAACUUUAGCCGCAGUAGGACUGAAGGGGGUCGAGGAGCGGUUACCUUCUGAACUGUCAGGAGGGAUGAAAAAACGAGUUGCCUUGGCUCGUUCAAUCAUCUUUGACAUCACAAAAGAUACUGUAGAACCAGAGGUGCUUUUGUAUGACGAGCCAACGGCUGGACUUGAUCCGAUUGCAUCAACGGUUGUUGAAGACCUGAUCCGAUCAGUUCAUAUAAAAGGUGAAGAUGCAAUGGGAUUGGCUGGGAAGGUUUCAUCAUUUAUAGUUGUUACUCACCAACAUAGUACCAUCGAAAGAGCAGUUGAUAGGUUGAUUUUCCUGUAUGAGGGGAAGAUUGUUUGGGAAGGACUGACUCAUGAAUUUACCACCUCAACUAGUCCCAUUGUUCAACAGUUUGCUUCAGGGAGUUUGGAAGGACCGAUCAAAUACUAGCAAAGGCUUUCUUGGAAAACUCAAGUUUGCUAUUGGGAUGUCUAAACAGAAAGAUGUUGCAUUUUCUAAGAGAAGAUGCUGGCCAUUUGUGUGGUUGGUCUUCUGCAAACAGAAGAAUACAACAUAACCAGAAACCUUUUAAACGAGGAUUGUCCUUACGAUUGCUUCAAAUCUCGGAUCUGUUGCUUAAGAUGCAACCUUUACACAGAUUUGGCAAUCAUCGCUGAAGAUGGGAAUGCAAAUCCAACUACGUAGUUCUUUCCCGUUCAUUCGGGUAACCACAUUUGGAUUUCAGGUCGUCUGUGCUCUUGUUGCUGUGAUCUGAGUAAUAUACUGGCCACACACUUAUUGUUUUGUCGAUUUAACUGUAAUUUUUUGGGUAUUUUAUUAUUCAUGGGUGGGGAUUGUAGAAUGGGAAGCAUUAGGUUUGUGUGAAUCUAGGAACUGAUCCAGUUUACCUUAUCUUGUUCCUGAACCUGAUGUCCUGAAUGUAUGCAUUUUUUGCAAGAGCACAAAGAGUGUAUAUUUACUGGAUACAAGCAGAAUUCCUUUUGGCAUGUAAAUUACUACCGUUGUCCCGAAAUAACACGCUACAUUUUGAGUA